Messenger RNA from Williopsis jadinii, 1404 nucleotides. It is a transcript of the gene FUM1, whose product is annotated as fumarase FUM1. The transcript has a single exon. The record is from RefSeq and is a predicted model, not a curated record. Gene Ontology annotation, molecular function: fumarate hydratase activity. Gene Ontology annotation, cellular component: mitochondrion; tricarboxylic acid cycle heteromeric enzyme complex. The coding region runs from base 1 to 1404 and encodes 467 amino acids. NCBI's taxonomy places the organism in Eukaryota, Fungi, Ascomycota, Saccharomycetes, Phaffomycetales, Wickerhamomycetaceae. Gene Ontology annotation, biological process: fumarate metabolic process; malate metabolic process; tricarboxylic acid cycle.
AUGUCUCAAGCUUACAGAGUCGAGUCUGAUGCCUUUGGUGAGCUGAAGGUGCCAGCAGACAAAUACUGGGGUGCACAAACCCAAAGAUCCUUCCAAAACUUCAAAAUUGGUGGUGAACGUGAAAAGAUGCCAGAGCCUGUUGUCAGAGCCUUUGGUAUCUUGAAGAAGUCCACUGCCAUUGUUAACGAAGAAUUGGGAACUUUGAAGCCAGAGUUGUCCAAGGCUAUCCAACAAGCUGCUGACGAGGUUGCCCAAGGUAAGCUCAAAGACCACUUCCCAUUGGUUGUCUUCCAGACCGGUUCUGGUACGCAAUCCAAUAUGAACGCCAAUGAGGUUAUCUCCAACAGAGCCAUUGAGAUCCUCGGUGGUGAGUUGGGUUCCAAGAAGCCGGUUCACCCAAAUGACCACGUGAACCAAUCUCAAAGUUCCAACGAUACUUUCCCAACAGUGAUGCACAUUGCAGCUGUCACUGAGAUCAAGCACCAUUUGAUCCCAGAGCUCGUUGCCCUCAGAGACGCUUUGCAAGCAAAGUCCGAGGAGUUCAAGGACAUCAUCAAGAUCGGUAGAACCCACUUGCAAGAUGCCACUCCAUUGACCCUUGGUCAAGAGUUCUCUGGUUACGUUCAACAACUCACCAACGGUAUCGGCCGUGUCGAGAACGCGUUGAUCAACUUGUCCUUCCUUGCUCAAGGUGGUACUGCUGUCGGUACUGGUCUUAACACCAGAAAGGGCUUUGCCGAGGCUGUUGCUGCUCAAGUAUCCAAGGAGACAGGCCACGAGUUCAAGACUGCUCCAAACAAGUUUGAAGCUCUCGCUGCUCACGAUGCCAUUGUUGAGGCAUCUGGUGCUUUGAACACCGUUGCUGUUUCUCUUUACAAGAUCGCCAACGAUAUCAGAUACUUGGGCUCUGGUCCACGUUGUGGUUACGGUGAGUUGUCUCUUCCAGAGAACGAGCCAGGUUCCUCCAUCAUGCCAGGUAAGGUCAACCCAACUCAAAACGAGGCCCUCACCAUGGUUGCUUGUCAGGUCUUUGGUAACCACUCUGCCAUCACCUUUGCCGGUGCCUCUGGUCAAUUCGAGCUUAACGUCUUCAAGCCAGUUUUGAUCUCCAACUUGUUGUCAUCAAUCAGACUCAUCGGUGACGGUGCCAACUCCUUCAGAAUCCACUGUGUUGAAGGUAUCGUUGCUAACAAGGACAAGAUUGAGAAGACUUUGCACGAAUCUCUCAUGCUUGUUACCGCUUUGAACCCAAAGAUCGGUUACGACAUGGCUUCUAAGGUUGCUAAGAACGCUCACAAGAAGGGUCUCACCUUGAAGCAAAGUGCUCUUGAGCUCAACGCCUUGACUGAGGAGGAGUUUGACGAGUGGGUCAGACCAGAGAAGAUGAUUGGUCCAAAGGAUUAA